Nasonia vitripennis (jewel wasp) is the source of this 4091-nucleotide messenger RNA. Its product is annotated as zinc finger protein 423. Lineage: Eukaryota; Metazoa; Arthropoda; Insecta; Hymenoptera; Pteromalidae. Gene Ontology annotation, biological process: regulation of transcription by RNA polymerase II. Bases 237 to 2555 code for a protein of 772 amino acids. Gene Ontology annotation, molecular function: RNA polymerase II transcription regulatory region sequence-specific DNA binding; DNA-binding transcription factor activity, RNA polymerase II-specific. The record is from RefSeq and is a predicted model, not a curated record. Gene Ontology annotation, cellular component: nucleus. The transcript has 12 exons.
UUGUUGUCGUGAUCUCAAGCGUUGUAUAUGUUAAUAAUAUAUUUGUUAUAAUAUUAACAAAAAUUGGAAGUUGUCUAAUACUUAUCAUCAUCAAAUGUAAUAAAGGAAGAAUAUCACUGAUACAAUCAUUGCUUUUCGGAUGCUUUGAGUUAGAGAUACAAUCGUUUUAUGGUUAUUAUAACCAUUUGUUGCUUUUUUACCUACAGGACAUAAUAGAUACUUCUUGGAAGACAAAAAUGAAUAAAAAUAAAUAUCAAACUACUUCAGCAAAAGGAUUAGAUCCUUUAGAAAUAAAACAAGAAAUUUCUUUCGAUGAUGAAAGCAUUGAAAUAAAGAAUGAACCAGUAGAGAUGGACAUAUCUUUUACCAGCUCAUCAAUUUACAAUUCAUCCCAAACUGAUGAUACAUAUGUUUUGGAUGAAGAGUAUUUUGAUUCUGAAUCAGAGAGUAAUCCUCUAUUAGAUCAAAGUGAAAGUUAUCCUCCAGGUAUUGCUAGAAUAGUUGAUAUAAACGAUUUACUACAAAAUAAAGAUACCAUAUCUUAUUCAAAUACAUUAUCACCUAAGAGAGAGCCUACUUCACCUAUACCAGAAAACCUUCAUAUAAAAAUUAAAAAGCAGCCACCUUGUGGAAACUGUAUGAGAAAUAUUGAACAUUUUUGUACAGUUUGUAAAAAGUCAUGGGAUUAUCACAAAGAUACAACACUGUGCUCCAAUUGUGAGUCAAACUUGAAACUUCAAUGUAAAAUAUGUCACAAGCGAUUUAAAUUUCUAAACAAAGUGCAUCAAUAUGUGUUACAAGCCAGCAAAAAAAUGAAUCUGCUAUCACGUAAAAAACAGCAAGUGACAUUCACAUGUGAAAAGAAACAAAACUUUGUUUGUUCCAAAUGUAAAUAUCAAACAACUCAAAAAGAACAGUUAAUAGAACAUAUGGAAAAAUUACAUGGGCAAACUGUUGUCACAAAUUUACAUAAAUCUGCAGCAACAACUUCAGAUAAUUUAACUAUAUCGACUACUGUAUCCGACAAAUCAAUUAAUUCAAACUUAUCUUAUCUGGAUAAUUUACUCAACACAUCUAUUAAUAUGCAAAAUCUAUUACAAGAAGUUGCUGAAGUUAAAGUAUCUAAGAAAAGUAAAAAAUCAAAAAAGCCUGAAAUAAUAAACUUCAAUGAAGAUGAUGAUCAGUAUAUUGAGUUAUUCUGCUUAGAAUGUAAAAAGACUUGUAAAAAAAUUGUGUAUGAUGAAAUUGUAAAGCCAGUUUGUCGAGAAUGUCAAAAGUUAAUGUGGUAUCGGUGUACUUUAUGCGCAAGCAGGUAUAAGUUAUUACAAUUUGUUCGUCUUCAUGUGAAUCGUGUUUGUUGGCAUCGAAUGAACGGGCCAAAAUUAAACUGUACACAUUGUGAUUAUAAAGCAGAGGUAAAAUCAAGGCUUGAAUAUCAUAUCAAAUCUGAACACCUGCCUAAAAAUUGCCCUAAGUGUAACAUAGAAGUCGAGAACGCAGCUAGCUUAAAAGAGCAUUUAAUGCAAUGCACAGCAAUUAAGUUGAACAAACAUGCACAUGCAGUGGCAAAGCCAUCACAAGAACCUGAUUUAGAUGAUGUUCCAUUAAUUUUUCGACAAAGUAAAUUGAUGUUAAAAAAUUAUCUGCACGAAAAGCUUCCUAUAGAUAACGAUGAUAGUUACAAAAUUAUAGAAAACGAUCCUGCAGUAUUAAUGAAUGAAAUACAUAAAGUACCUUUAAAAGACAGCCACGAAAAUGGAUGGAGUUCUUUAGUUGAUUAUUAUUGCGUACAGUGUGACGUGGAAACAAAAAAAAAGUUUUCCAAGUUCAGACCAAGAUGUCCAAAAUGUAAAGAUAAGUAUGAUUAUCGGUGUACGAGUUGUGAACGACUAUACGGGGGAUAUUACAGCAUUUGUAAGCACGUUAAACAUGAGUGUCAAAAUCGUUUUGUAAUGGGAUGUAGUUUAUGUGACUAUACCAGUGCAAGAAAGUAUAUUCUUCUGAAUCACAUAAAAAAUAAGCAUGCUAUUUACAAGUGCUUGAGAUGUAACAGUAGAUGUGAGGGUUAUAUAUCAUUAAGGAAACAUCAAUCAAUUGACUGUAAUAUUGAUAAUCCUCACGGGCCGAUGCAUCUCAAAAGACUCAUUGCUCUGUUUUGCAAAUAUUGCCACAAGAGAUCAUUAGGGCUCGGUGACAAUAACAAAUUGGUAUCUUGUGAAAGGUGCACAAUGAUUAUGAAUUUUCAAUGUUUAAAAUGUAAUGAAUUAUUUGAUGACCAAGAAGUUACAUAUAAGCAUGCGAAAGAAGAGUGCAAGCCAACUUUUCUGUGUGAUAAAUGCGAUUAUAAAGCGUAUAUGCAGUAUGAUCUUGACGUUCACGUUAAGUACGUGCAUACCUUUAGAAAAUGUCAAGACUGUGGAGUUCAGUUCAGAGAUGAAUAUAUAUUUAGGUUGCAUCUUAAAGAAGAAGCAAAAAAGAAGAAAAUACUAAACAAUCACUUAGAAGACGAAGUACUUCCGAAGCCUAAAAAACUUUUAAGAAGUAAGAAGCAGUGAAAGUAAAAGUAAAUGAGCUUUAUAAUGAUUAUUGUAUUUAAAAGUAAAAACACGUAAUGACAAACUGCUGAUUAGAUAUUUCUCUAAAGUUUUACAAGUCCCCAGGUGCGUGCAAGUUUUUUCCAGAAAAUUUCGUUAAACACGUUUAAAUUAUUAAAAUCGUUGGUAUCGAAUGCAACUAAUAUUAUCAAAAGUGUUAAUAUUGAAAGAAAACCACCGAACAAGCUUUUUGGAACCUCCUGAUAUGCGUUUGAAACACCGUAUCGGAAAUUCAUAAAAGCGAGUGUCCCUAUAGCCGCUCCUUCAAACUAAUUCUAGAAUGUGGAAGGGGAAUUUUCGAAGGAGGGAGGUCCUGAGUCUUUGACAUCCUCUGCAGGACUGUCGUCAAUCAUUUUCAGCACUGGCAUAACGCUGAUAAGUUCGACCGCUUAUUGAUCUCUCGUGUGUCGGUACAUUCAGAGCUGAUAUUGAAUUUGUGAACCGUUGCUAGAAGCUUCUAACGGUCGAGGUCGUUCGUCGAUUUUCAAGAUAGUUAGCGGUCGAGACACACGGCAUCACCGGAUUCUCCGUGACAGACAUUUGAAAAAAGCAUUGUGGAUUUUUCAUUCGAAAUGAACACUACGUCCGAUAGUCCCAAUGAUACUUCAGAAGCACCUAAAGUUCCUAAUGUACCAUGGAAAACUUUCAUAGACGAACGUCCGUGUGUAAUACCUACGAUUGUAAACCACAAUCGGCAUUCUGGACUCUUAUCGAAUUACUACAAUUUGACAAAUUCUUACCAGCCGUUAAGGAUGAUUGAAUAUUUUUCGAAGUCAAUUUCGAAACCCCAACAAAGUGCCGUUUCAACUACGUUUCCUACAACGCCAUUCUGUCCAAUUCCAAAGGAACAAGUUCUCAAACUGCCGCAGAAUCAUGAUCGACCAAAUGCAGUCUAUAACAAUCCGCUAUUUAACUUCCGUCAAAGUGUCGUUUCAACUACGUUUCCUACAACGCUAUACUGUCCGAUUCCAAAGGAAAAAGUUCUUGAGCAGCCGCAGAAUCGUGAUUGACCAAAUGAAGUCUAUAAUAAUCCGCCAUUUAACUUCCGUCAAAGUGUAACCGAUUCGUAUAUAUACCAAGUACCGGUGUUCAUAAAUGGCGUAAACGCGAAAAACAGCUUCUAACGAGGCACCGACGCCUGACGAUAGCGAAAUCAAUUUGAAUAAAUACGAGCUUCCAGUGCUCGAAAGCGAUGCUGCGACGAACAAAGAGAACAGCGAUCCUUUAGAUUCAUCAGCGAACUGGGAUUGUAAGAAAAAAAGAGCUUCGACGAAGGAAAAUUUGAACGACUUAUUGGUUAAACUGACGAUAGAUAAAGAUGAAAUCGACGAGAAAGAUGAUUCGACGGAGUACUAUAAGCAGAAGAAGCCGCAGUGAAUUAUGUUUGACGAUUGACUUUUUUCACGAAUUAGUAAACUCAUUUUAAGAGAUAGACUGACCAGAAUGUGCAUGAUUAAAUUAUUAUUUUUAAGUAAUAAAUGGUUUUUACAACGAAAA